GAAGAAGAAAGCCGCUGUCCGUCGCGUGCUAUUAUACGCAACUUCCGCUCGGCGCUUCUUUGUUCGAUUUGUCGCAUUAAAAUUUUUCAGUGGUUUUAGACCAGAUAAAGGCGUAAGGAGCUGUGGGCUAAGGUGCUACCAAUGUGAAUGUGACCUGCCCUGACUCUCCAUUGUGGUUUGACAUCUCUGUUAUAAGAAAUACACCCACACAGAAGCUGCACUGUCAGCUGCACCAGCCCCCCUCACACUCAACCCCUGCGCUAUGAGCAGAGGUAGAGGAGGGCCUUCCAAAGAACGCUAUCAUAGACAUCCACUACCCCAAUUCCAGGCCUAUCAGACUUACUAUCGACCAAGCCCAGUCUCUCUGUCCCCCCGAGCUAGUCCACAGCAGACCUCACAUCUAAAUGACUACUACAAUUACCAUCCUUUAGUCCCGUUACCGUCCCCAGCUCGUCUCAUCCCUACUACUCCACCCACAGCAAGCCACAGUAAAGGGUCCUCUAAACCUGUGGCACUUAAUAGCCCACAUAAUCAGACCCACCACUCUACUCCUGUUCCCAGUGAUUUUUCUUACCAACAAGUCCAAUUCUUGACAGGAAGAAGAUCUGAGGCUCCGCAGUUCAGAACAGAUUUGCAAGGACAGACUGCUGUAUCUGGCAGGCCAUCUAGCUCAUCACAGCAGCCAGAAUUGGGGUGCCCUUCUUAUCCAGACACCAACAGCAUUCCACUUGGUAAAGUGGGCUCUAAGCAGGACCAGAACCUUACCUACCGACCCAAAGUAGGUGAUCCUGAAUGUACCUCAGGUCCUCAAACAAAUCAAAAGCAAUUGCGGGGGAAAAAUCAGAACCAAUACAGCAGCCGAUCGUGGUUACUCCAAACAGAAUCUCUGUGUGAUAGUUUUCAUAGUUUUUCACUUAAAGAAGACUGGGCCAAAAAAGGUGAGGGCAGAUCUUCUGCCUUCAGUAACUCAGCAAAAUCGAAGUUUAACAAAGUUCACAUCACUCUCACUCCUGACAUCCAGAUCCAGGUACAUAGGGUUUUGGUUGCUUUGAGGCCAGGUGAGAGUAUUUCUGCAAAAUUGUUAGCCAAAAAACUGCAUUUGCCUAAAAAGGUAGUUAACAAGGCUCUGUACUCUCUGGAAGGUUCACAGCAAGCUUCCAAACAAGGGCUUCAUCCUCCAGAGUGGAGUGUGUACAGAAAGCAUCUUGUUGGUCAAGAAGACCAAAACUCUGAAUUGCAAAAGCCACUGUCCCAGCAAUGUGCCAGUUCAGAAUAUCCUGAAAUACCUGAACCCAAGUUCAAACUAAAAGCGGAAGAAAAAGAAAAGUGCGGUGAAACAAACGAAGACGACUCUGAUUCAAAAUCUACUUCUUCUUACUGCUCUUCUGGAAACUCAUUUGACUCUGAAGAACCCCAGUCACCAACAAAAGCUCAAGAUCAAGAGAAACAACAUCUGAGCAUUACACCCUCCUCUGAUACAGAGCAUAGGCUUCCCACAAUGGCAGACCAGAAGGACCAAGUUUUGCAGUAUCUCCUGGAGACAGGGGAGGCAAAUGCUCUCGUUAUAGCCAAAAACAUAGGUUUUAAAACCGCUAAACAGGUCAAUCCCACCCUUUUCUCCCUGGAGAAGCAAGGUAAAGUUAUUAAGAAUAGUGAUAUGAAACCUCCCACCUGGGACCUUUCCACUCACCAUCGAGAGAGGAUGGAGAGGAGCCUCAAAGCAGCACAGAGCCCCCCAGCAAAGAGGACUCAGCUGGAAGAUGGGAGUGGUGGAGAUGUCAAGGGAGGUGAAGGCAGUCUUAUGCCACAAAUCCCAGGUCUGGAAUCAGUACCAUUUCAGGGAGGUUGGAUGCCAGAACAAAGUCACACUGAAGAAUCCAAUUCCACCCCCCAGCCCUUCUCCUUUACCAAAUUUAAAGAAGAGACCAUUGAAGGACAGUGGGCCACUGAUGACAUCCCAGAAUUUCUUAAUGCAAUUCGGAAGGAAACGGAUGCUCAGAGACGAGACGCAAAUGGAGCUAAUGUCAUGGGAACUGUUGCUGUGUCUCUGGCUGCUGCCCCAUCACAGAACCUGUGGGCCAAACUGCAGGAAGUGAGGCUAAAGAACCCUGUCAGUGGGCUCAUGGAGUAUGCCCAAUAUCUGGGCCAGUCCUGCGAGUUCCUGCUGCUCGACCAGUCAGGGCCUUCCCAUGACCCAAGAUUUCGGAUGCAGGUAAUGCUCAAUGGGAGACUGUUCCCUGUAGCCGAAGCUUCCAGUAAGAAGGUGGCAAAGAAGGACGCUGCUGCAGCCACACUGCGAAUUCUCACUGCAGAGAUGCAUGGAGGAGCAAGCACAGGAGAUGAGGGAUCAACAGCUAGUAUGGACCAAGUCUUGGCUAUAAGACCAGAUGCUUCUGGUCCUGUUGAUGAUAUGGGAGACAUUUUUGGCAUUGGUGGCAUGGAAGAAAUGGGCAUUGUAGAGGGAUCACUUCAGCCAUUGUCCCGGUCUCUGCCUGGUGGCAAGAAUCCAGUAUCUGUUCUAAUGGAGUAUAGCCAGCGCAGUGGGAACCCCAUUGAGUUUAUUGCCACUGGCCAGGCAGGUCCACCACAUGACCCAAGGUUCAUGUACAAGGUAAAGGUUGGAGAGAUUAUGUAUUCAGAAGCAUCAGCUCCCAGCAAAAAGGCAGCACGCCAGCUGGCAGCCGAGGAGGCCGUUAAAGAAUUGAUGGCUGACGGGAAAUUGCAGCUCAACAAGCCGCAGCUACCUCUGGGCUCAUUGAGUGAUAGUGAUGGAAGUAGUUCUGCAAGCUCCUCCUUGCUUCCUUUGACAGCAGAUGAGAUGCGUGCAGCCCAUGAAGCAGGGGUGGGAGAUCUCAUCAACCAUCUGAACAACAAUGCAGUGUCGGGUCUACUUGAGUAUGCCAGAGCCCGGGGCUUUGCUGCUGAGAUCCGCCUGGUGGGCCAGUCUGGCCCACCACAUGAGCCCAAAUUUACCUACCAGGCCAAGCUGGGGGGUCGCUGGUUCCCUCCAGUCUGUGCAUCCAACAAGAAGCAGGGAAAGCAGGAAGCAGCAGACGCCGCUUUACGGGUUCUGAUUGGAGAGGCUGAGAGGGCAGCCCGCACCGGGGAGCUUAUCCCAGCUGAGCUUCCAGUGAGUGGCAGCACACUGCACGACCAGAUAGCAAUGCUGAGUCACCAGCGUUUCAAUGCCCUCACCACGCGCAUCCAGCACAGCCUUCUGGGACGAAAGAUUCUGGCCACCAUCGUCAUGCGGCGGGGGAAGGGCCUGGGCACUGUUGUCAGCCUGGGAACUGGGAAUCGUUGCGUUAAGGGGGAGGAGCUGAGCCUUAAAGGGGAGACUGUUAAUGACUGCCAUGCUGAAAUCAUCUCCAGACGAGGAUUUGUCCGGUUUCUGUACAGCGAACUACUGAAGCACUAUGACGGCACAGACGACAGUAUAUUUGAGCCAGCCGAGGAUAACAAACUGAAAAUCAAAUCUGACAUCACCUUUCAUCUCUACAUCAGCACUGCACCAUGUGGGGACGGGGCUCUCUUUGAUAAGUCGUGCAGUGAGGCGGGGGAUGAGGUCGAGGGCCACCAGCCUUUGUUUGAAAAUGCGAAGCAGGGCAAACUCCGCACCAAAGUGGAAAAUGGCGAGGGCACCAUCCCUGUGGAGUCGAGCGCCAUUGUGCCCACCUGGGACGGCAUCCAGCACGGCGAGAGGCUCCGGACCAUGAGCUGCAGUGAUAAGAUCCUCAGAUGGAAUGUACUAGGCCUGCAGGGGGCACUGCUUAGUCACUUUGUGCAGCCCAUCUAUGUGAAGUCCAUCACACUCGGCUAUCUGUACAGCCAUGGACACCUGACACGUGCCGUCUGCUGUCGGCUGGCUAGAGACGGUGAAGCAUUCAUAAGAAGUCUCCCUCCUCCCUACACACUAAACCACCCAGAGGUGGGCAGAGUGAGUGUGUACGACUCCACACGUCACACGGGGAAGACCAAGGAGUCCAGUGUGAACUGGAGCUUACCAGAUCAGCACAGUGUGGAGGUGCUGGACGGGACCAAAGGCAAACUGGACGGGAAUAAAAUGGCUGUGUCCCGUGUGUCCAAGUCCAACCUGUUCUAUCUGUUUCGCACUCUGUGCCAGCGGUCUGGCCGUACUGACCUCCUCCUGCCCUCCUACACUCAGGCUAAAAUGUCAGCUGUAACCUUCCAGCAAGCCAAGCAGCAAUUUUUUCAGGCUCUCAGUAUCCACGGUUACGGAGCCUGGAUCGGCAAGCCACUGGAGGAGAAGAGCUUUGAGUCAGGCGAUGGGGGAAUGGGAGCCAUUUCCCUGUAGUAGGAAUGGAUAGUAGAUUUCCCACAAGAGGAGUUCAGGGGCAUUGACAUGGCAGAUGAAGUGAGUAGAAAGCAUAAAGUGGUGAAAUAAGUGGACAGGAAGAACGAUAAUCAAAGUGCACAAAGGCAGCAAUCAGUCAGGUGGGAAAGAAACCGAAGGUGUCAAAGGCAUGUGUGAAGAAUGUGUCAGGUCA
Molecule: messenger RNA, 4508 nt
Organism: Thalassophryne amazonica
Lineage: Eukaryota; Metazoa; Chordata; Actinopteri; Batrachoidiformes; Batrachoididae
Gene: adar
Product: adenosine deaminase RNA specific
Exons: 16
Coding region: 263-4315 (1350 amino acids)
Biological process (GO): adenosine to inosine editing; RNA processing
Cellular component (GO): cytoplasm; nucleolus
Molecular function (GO): tRNA-specific adenosine deaminase activity; double-stranded RNA adenosine deaminase activity; double-stranded RNA binding
Source: RefSeq, a predicted model, not a curated record